Molecule: messenger RNA, 918 nt
Organism: Gossypium raimondii (Peruvian cotton)
Lineage: Eukaryota; Viridiplantae; Streptophyta; Magnoliopsida; Malvales; Malvaceae
Exons: 3
Coding region: 1-918 (305 amino acids)
Source: RefSeq, a predicted model, not a curated record
AUGCCCAAUUAUGUGAAGUUUAUGAAAGAUAUAAUGUCAAAGAAGUGCAUAUCGGGAGAAUUUGAGAUUGUUGCUCUCACUGAAGGCUGCACAACAAUGUUGAUGAAUAAAUUACGUCCAAAGUUGAAGGACCCAAGGAGUUUCACUAUCUCGUGUUCAAUUGGAAAUCAAUAUAUUGGAAAUAUAUUGUGUGAUUUGGGAGCAAACAUAAAUUUAAUGCCUAUGUCUGUAUUCAAGAGGUUGGGAAUUGGGAAAGCAAGACCUACUAAGAUACGUUGUAAUUGGCUGGUCGAUCCUACACACAUCCGGAAGGUAAAAUUGAAGGUGGUAAGAAUAGAUCAGUUUAUUUUUCCUACAGAUGUCCUUAUUUUAGAAUGUGAAGCUGACCAGGAUGUGCCAAUUAUUCUUGAAAGACCUUUUCUUGCUACUGGUAGGAGUUUAAUUGAUGUGCAGAAAGGUGAACUAACCAUGAUGUUUGCGGAUAGACCAGGGAAGAAGUUUGAGUCCUUGGAUUUAUCAGAUUGCUAUUUUAAUCCUCCUAAACCUUCUAUAAAGGAACCUCCCACACUGGAGUUGAAACCUUUGCUGCAGCAUUUAAAAUAUGCAUCUUUGGGAAACAACACUUUACCUGUAGUAAUUUUUGUGGAGUUGACAUCCGAGACCCUGACCGAUGCACAGGUGAACUACAACACCACUGAAAAGGAGUUAUUAGUUGUGGUUUUUGCAUUUGAUAAACUUCGAUCUUAUUUAGUUGGUACCAAGGUUACAGUUUACACAGACCAUUUUGUUAUUAAAUAUUUGGUGACCAAGAAAGAUGCUAAGCUAAGAUUAAUUCGAUGGAUACUUCAGCUACAGGAGUUUGAUUUAGAAGUUCGAGACAGAAAGGGGACUGAAAAUCAAGUGGCUGAUCACCUGUGA